Molecule: messenger RNA, 348 nt
Organism: Dibothriocephalus latus
Lineage: Eukaryota; Metazoa; Platyhelminthes; Cestoda; Diphyllobothriidea; Diphyllobothriidae
Source: the annotation of a GenBank genome assembly
AUGUGCUCACCUCGUUGCCUUUUUUUCACCAGGCCUCGGCUUAACACUAUUGGCCGAACAAAUAUCCAUCACAAAGCCAAGUAUCGUUCUUCAGCUUUACCAGCGGGGCCGACAAGCCCACGUGAAGCAGAAUCUUCCUCCAAUGACCGUGGAAGCGGUACAUUCCAUACGCGGUUGGCCAUCGAGAGUAAGAAUUAUUUUAAUUUAGGUUUCUAUGCAACCUCUGUUUUUGAAUGGUUUGACUGCAAUCGGUUUGUGGUGGGUUUUCUUGCUUCAGCCGGUCAGGAUCUAAGUACAGAGCCCUUUGACUACGAGCUUCUCCUCAUCCCCUCUGCAGCGCCAAAGUAA